Messenger RNA from Mya arenaria, 2506 nucleotides. RefSeq lists its product as uncharacterized. The transcript has 2 exons. Gene Ontology annotation, molecular function: zinc ion binding; ubiquitin-protein transferase activity. NCBI's taxonomy places the organism in Eukaryota, Metazoa, Mollusca, Bivalvia, Myida, Myidae. Gene Ontology annotation, cellular component: nucleoplasm; chromatin. Gene Ontology annotation, biological process: positive regulation of DNA-templated transcription. Bases 172 to 1854 code for a protein of 560 amino acids. The record is from RefSeq and is a predicted model, not a curated record.
AAGCGUUUCACAAGUAUGUGAAUGUUGAUGCGGUGUCGCUGCUCAUGUCUUAGUAAAGACUUAAAUACAGUUAUUAGCACUAUGGAUAGUGUUUAUAAAUAAUAUUUGACAUAAUUUUCAUGUUGACCUUUUACAUUUUGAAUAAACAAAAAAUAACACUUUUGAGAAGACAUGGCCUAUGGAGGUUCAUCAAUGUAUAAGGGAUCUGACCUGAUUCAUGACUACAGUUGUUCCAAGUGUGAGGAAGAUGACUUGAACACUGAAGCCCAGCACUUCUGUCCGCAAUGUGAAAAUUAUUUAUGUGACAAGUGUGUGACAAGGCAUGGGAGCUAUUACAAGAAGCAUACAGUGUUUGGGCGUGGCGACAUUCAGAAAUGGGCCGGGUUCUUUAUCGAUAGAUGUGACAAACACAGGGACAAGCUAAAUGUCCAUUGUGACGACCACCAGGAAUUGUGUUGCAGUGUCUGUGUUACCCUCGACCACAGGUUAUGUAGCAAAUUCAGUCACCUGGAUGACCUAGCGAGGGGCUUCCUGAACACAGCAGAUUUUAAGCUGCUGCCAGCAGCAGUUGACAAUAUUAGGAGCAAGCUCGAUCAGCUCAUGAAUGCCGGGAAAAAAGACCAAAUCUCACUGAAGGACUCUUACGAGAAAAUCAUUGCUGAAAUCAAGGCUCACCGUAAAGAGAUAAACAUGAUCUUAGACCAGAUUGAGAAAAAAACUGUUCAACAGUUGGAUAGUUUGAUGAAAGAUCUAGAGCAGUGUGCAAAAGAUGAUUUGGAAACAUGUGCUAAAAUGAAUGAUCAACUCAAGGACAUGGUUGACAAACUAAAUCAGAUUACUUGCAAUCAGAAGAAGACAAAUUCUUACAUUGGAUUUAGAAAAUGUCAAACUAUGUUAAAGGAAGUAACCACUGUGAUGCAAGAAAUACAGGGAAGGCCAAAGGAAGGGUUGAGGUUCAAAUCUGAUGAAAGUGUAUUACCAUUUCUCAGAAACAGCCUUGGCAACGUUGAGCAAUCCAUAUUUAAAACAAAAGAUGCCAUUCAUGUGCAUAAAGCAAAAUGGCAAAGUAACUAUUCUGUUAAAAUAAAGAAAGAUGCAAACAAUUGCUAUAUCUUAGGUAUGUGUGCGUUGCCCAGUGGAGAGGUGAUCAUUGCUGACUUCAACAACAGAGUGAUACUUUUGAACCAGCAGUACAACGUCAUCGAUCACCUUGAUAUGUCUUCUCUUCCUUAUGACUUGUGUUAUAUUUAUGGUAACGAGGUUGCUGUAGCUGCUUACGAUGCUGUAGCGGGUAAUGCUGAUGUUUUAAAUGGAGUCCAAUUCCUGACAGUGACCAAAGGGCAGCUUCAGGCAGUGAGAAAUUUCAACACAGGCCAUAGGUGCCGCUCCAUUAUAUACCACCAGGGCCACCUGUAUGUGGGUUCCAAUGAUGCCUUGUACUUGUACACCAUGGAUGGACACAUGAUAAACAAGAUAUAUGAAGACAAGGCUGGUGGCAGAACAGUGUACAAGUGUGCUAUUAGUCCUGACGGGGAGAGAAUUUAUGUCACAAAUAACCGUGCGCAUAAUUUAGUUACUCUGGAUAAAUUUGGUAAAGUGCUAUCUACUUUAAAAGAUCCUGAAUUACGCCAGCCUGCUGGACUAUGUGUAAGCCCCAGUGGUCAUGUAUUUGUGUGUGGCUGUGAUUCAAAUACUGUGUUACAGGUAGAUCGGGAAGGACAAAAGAAGUUGGCCACACUUGUCAGGGAGGUUGAUGGCUUGUGUAAGCCUGUGUCAGUGUGGUUCAAUCACACCUCCAGCCUCGUUGUCGGAAAUAGUGGAAGUGACAUUAUCCUAGUGUUUAAGCUGUGUUAAACUGCGAAUCAGAUUAAGGUAUCAUUAAAUUGUAGGUCUAUGUAAUGUAUAUCUGUAAGCUAUAUGUUAUGACAGUAACAUGAUGGCAAGUUCAGUUGUCAAGGCAGGUAGUUUUCAAGUGUGUGAUUUUUUUUUGGUAUUAUGGAGUAUAUAAACGACUGGGAGACUGUUGGUGAGAUGAAAGAAGGGGAAAAGGACCUCAAGUGGAAUAUAACUUCGAAACAGAAAAUAUGUUGAACAAAGAAAAUAUUGCGGUCAAUCGAAGGCUAUAGACAGGAUGACAAAAGGGAAAUUCAAAACUAGAUCGUUCAGAUCGAGUACUUCGGCAAAUGCUUUCGCAACUAUGAAGACUAAUGAUAAACUCGUUGGAACUUUAAACUAGUGAACAAGCAUUAUCACAAAAUAAGGGAAAAUGAAAAUCAUUGAUUUAUAGUAUGAUAAGAUAUAUAAAAAUACAACAUUUAAAUAAUGUCUUGUACAGUUUAUUGUAUAGAAAUAUUCUAAUGUAUCUAUACAUAUAUUUAUAUAUUGUGUUUGUGUGCGUCUCUGCGUGUGUGUGUAUGUGAGUGCGUGCGUGCGUGUUACAUAAAGGUUAUAAUGGAUGUUAUAAUGAAUGUUUUGUAAUUCAUACAAAUAAAUCUGUGGUCACAUA